UAUACUACUUCUUCAAUGACGAAAGAAAAUUAUUUUAGUUAAUGUCAAGUGAUCCUAGAAUUGAGUAGUGGAUUGUUUUGAUAAUUCUAGGAGAAUGGGUACCACACUUAUUGCACUAGGCUUAGGCCUGGCUGUAAUGGGUUUUAGUGGACGUUAUAUGAUUAAAAAAAUGCCACACUUAACUCAAAAAAUGGCAGAAGCUUAUAAAAAUGCACCAAAAUUAAAUUCACAGAUGUUAGCCAAGAAUAGAUAUUAUAAAGGAGGUUUUGAACCUAAAAUGACUCGACGUGAAGCUAGUUUAAUAUUGGAUGUAUCUCCAACUGCAAGUAAAGUAAAAGUAAAACAGCAGUUUAAAAAAAUUAUGUCUGUAAAUCACCCAGAUCGAGGUGGAUCUCCAUAUAUUGCAGCAAAGAUUAAUGAAGCAAAAGAUUUACUAGAAAAAUAAUUUGUAUAUAGACAGCUAAAUAUGUAGAUGUAAAUAAUGUACACAAAAUUUAUUACAUCUAGACUGUAAAUCUAACUUCAAUAAGUAAAUCAUUUAUGUACAUAUUUAACAACAUAAUGAUCCUAUAUUUUAUUUAAUUUAUAAUAAAAUUGUUUAUAUAUUAA
Molecule: messenger RNA, 609 nt
Organism: Eufriesea mexicana
Lineage: Eukaryota; Metazoa; Arthropoda; Insecta; Hymenoptera; Apidae
Product: mitochondrial import inner membrane translocase subunit TIM14
Exons: 3
Coding region: 95-445 (116 amino acids)
Biological process (GO): protein import into mitochondrial matrix
Cellular component (GO): PAM complex, Tim23 associated import motor
Molecular function (GO): ATPase activator activity
Source: RefSeq, a predicted model, not a curated record